CCGUCUGUCUGCGUGAACUCUAACGUGUAUGAUGUAGCAGGACGUGGCUAGCAAGGAGCUAGUGGCGGCACGACGUCCGAAAUACUCAAAUACCCUGAUAAGAAUUCAAUUUACUUCAUGUCGGAGCACCGUAUGUGUCAUUUUCAGAAGAUAAAUCGCUUUUGCCAGAUGUGAGACAUCGGCAAAAGAUCAAGAGCUGAAUGGAAACAUUUGAGGCCUUUUGUGUGUGAGGAGGUUGUGGGUUGUGUACCAUGGGGUACGACGUUACGAGGUUCCAGGGUGAGGUGGAUGAAGACCUCCUGUGUCCCAUAUGCAGUGGAGUGCUAGAGGAACCAGUGCAGGCUCCACACUGCGAACAUGCCUUCUGCAACGCCUGCAUAACCCAGUGGUUUGCCCAGCAACAGAUUUGUCCCGUGGACCGCACAGUAGUGACGCUCGCCCACCUGCGGCCCGUGCCCCGCAUCAUGCGCAACAUGCUGUCCAAACUCCAGAUCAACUGUGACAACGCCAGCUUCGGCUGCACGGCGACGCUGCGGCUGGACCAGCUGCAGUCGCACCUCAAGGACUGUGAGCACAACCCGAAAAGGCCAGUCAACUGCGAGGAGGGGUGUGGGCUUGAAAUGCCGAAGGACGAGCUGCCCAACCACAACUGCAUCAAACAUUUACGGAGCGUCGUGCAGCAGCAGCAGACCAAGAUCUCAGAGCUGGAGAAAACCGUGGCUGAGCAUAAACACCAGCUGGGGGAACAAAAACGAGACAUUCAGCUGCUAAAAGCGUACAUGAGAGCGAUCCGCAGCGCAAACCCGAACCUCCAAAACCUCGAAGAGAGCAUAGAGUACAACGAGAUCCUGGAGUGGGUGAACUCCAUGCAGCCGGCCAGAGUCACCCGCUGGGGCGGCAUGAUCUCCACGCCGGACGCCGUCCUGCAGGCCGUCAUCAAGCGCUCGCUCAUCGACAGCGGCUGCCCGCUGUCCAUCGUCAACGACCUGAUCGAGAACGCCCACGAGCGGAACUGGCCGCAGGGACUGGCCACGCUGGAGACGCGGCAGAUGAACAGGCGCUACUACGAGAACUACGUGGCCAAGCGCAUUCCCGGCAAGCAGGCGGUGGUGGUGAUGGCCUGCGAGAACCAGCACAUGGGCGAGGACAUGAUCCUGGAGCCCGGCCUGGUCAUGAUCUUUGCCCACGGAGUGGAGGAGAUCUUAUAACCCACCCAGAGACACGGGGAAGUUUUGCUUUCACUCGCCAGAGUGGUAGAGAGGUUCGUUUUUGUUUUUUUAAAUCCUCUUUAAAGUGAAACCUACAAAAGAAAAUCUGGCUUAUUUAAAACAAAAUCUUAGGCUCACUCCUAAGCUUGAUACUUAUGCCUUAAAGUAAGGACAAAUACUUUAUAAACCUGGCAAAUAUAAACAUAAUCUGAGAUGAAAGGUGAUGUUUACAAGGUUUAUAUCUAGUGCAUUAUAUGAUUGAUUGUUCUGCUACUAAUAUAGUAAUAAGCUUAAACCCCCAUUUAAUGUCCUCGCUUGUACAAAUGCUUGUAAAUACAAAUACUAUAUUGAAUUCUAACUGUAAUACUCACCUCUGUAAUUAGGUUGUGAUUUUGCUUCAUUCAGUUUCCUGUGAAUAUUUCACAAAACGUCGUGCUUUCCGCUUUAGAUUGUUCAGACCUUCUGUGCCAUUUGUUUUAUUUAUUGUUGCCUUUUUUAUGUUUGUUUCUUCUUUUGCAAACAUGAUUGAAGACGCUACCGUUUAAUGUAUGGGAAACUGCCUUUUGGUGAAUUUGAAGUUUGUUGCUGGAAGUUUAAAGGAAAAAAAAGAUGUUUUCUUUGUUGCCUCUGUUGUACAUAUGGUGUGUGUGUGUGUGUCGGGUCCAGUUCAGGUGUUUAAUUUGCAGCUUAACAUUUGAAACGUCACUCAGUGCUAUAAUUUGGAAAAUUAAAAUAGUUCACUUCUUUUUUUUUUUUUUUUYUUUUUUUUUUUUAGGUGAUUUAUUUUCAGAAUGAAUUGUAUAAAUUGAGGUUUUUACAGUUUUUGUGAUGCACUACAGCAAAACAGUCUUGGAGAUUGUAUAUAUAUUUGUGGAGUCACAAUAAUGAUUUACCAUCAGUCACUUACUGCUGUAGUGAGACGAACAAAACUUCAGAUGAAGAUGAUAUAAAAGCUCUUACAGGCAGGCUGUGCCCUUCGCUUUCUUCCUUGUUCAUGUUUUUUAUUUUGUCUGUAAUGUACGGUGUUGUACAGACGAGUAAUAAAACCUUAAACCUCA
Poecilia reticulata (guppy) is the source of this 2266-nucleotide messenger RNA. It is a transcript of the gene rnf41, whose product is annotated as ring finger protein 41. The record is from RefSeq and is a predicted model, not a curated record. Gene Ontology annotation, biological process: regulation of canonical NF-kappaB signal transduction; protein ubiquitination. Gene Ontology annotation, cellular component: plasma membrane signaling receptor complex. Gene Ontology annotation, molecular function: ubiquitin protein ligase activity; zinc ion binding. Lineage: Eukaryota; Metazoa; Chordata; Actinopteri; Cyprinodontiformes; Poeciliidae.